Sinocyclocheilus rhinocerous is the source of this 727-nucleotide messenger RNA. RefSeq names its product protein Jumonji-like. The transcript has 2 exons. The record is from RefSeq and is a predicted model, not a curated record. Bases 1 to 300 code for a protein of 99 amino acids. Lineage: Eukaryota; Metazoa; Chordata; Actinopteri; Cypriniformes; Cyprinidae.
AUGCUGCAGGUAGUGCAGGAGAAUGAAAAUGUGGUGUUCUGUCUGGAGUGUGCGCUGCACUACGUGGAGAAACACAAAAGCAGCCGCGGCCUCAAGAUGAUGUACCGCUAUGAUGAGGAGCAGAUCAACAGUUUGGUGAAUCAGGUGUGUGGUAAAGCCCUGGUGAGAAGCAUGGCUAAUGGCUGUAAUGGCUCCAGCCCCACCAAACCGCCCGCCAAGCGCGGCCCCCGCAAGAGAUCCACUGUGGAGCUGUCCCUGACCCAUCUGUCCAAAAGUGCCGCCGCCGCUGCUGUCUCGUGAGAAACGCCGCCCGGCCGCCUACGUCAGCCAAUCGAUUUCCUCUCCCUCUCUUCAUAUAAUUUGUGUCUUUUAUCACCCACAUAGCAGGGCAGAGUUUCCUGUGUUGAAAGGAGGCUGCCUUUUUUGCACUAGCGCACUAGUUUGUAUUCACCAGAUGUUUGAUAGCAUUAAGAGACAUGGUCCCAGGUGUGCAUAUCACUGACAGGUGUGAGUAUGAUGUCAUCCUUUCUGCCUGAACCCUCUUCCUCCUUGUCUUUGGCCCCCAUGACUGCACACACAUGCUCCUCCUGAACUGUGAACCUUGGGACAAAUGGGUGCUUCUCUCCUGGUUUUUCCAGGCCCCUUUCCUUUGAAUGUUGGUGCUCGAUGGAGCUGCCCGAGAACGUUUUGUUCUAUUUGGUUUAUGUUCAUUGUUUCAUUUGGGUUU